AUGAUAUCCUUAGACAAAGGCUGCUAUAUAGGGCAAGAGUUGACAGCUCGAACUGCUCAUACAGGAGUUAUCCGGCGAAGGAUAGUGCCGUUCAAAUGCGACAAAAAUGUAAAAGGAACGGUUAUGCAAGGCGAUAGAAAAGUCGGCGAGGUGAUCUCCUGUGGAAACGGACACGGUUUGGCUCUGAUAGUAUUAAACGCAUUUGGACAAGCGCUUAGCGUAGAGGGAUCUCCAAUUGUUGUUUUCAAGCCAUCGUGGAUGCCGGAAUCGGCCCUAAAAGCCAAGGAAAGGUGA
Messenger RNA from Cooperia oncophora, 294 nucleotides. The record is from the annotation of a GenBank genome assembly. Lineage: Eukaryota; Metazoa; Nematoda; Chromadorea; Rhabditida; Trichostrongylidae.